AAUUUGUACGGAGCCUGUCCAAACUCACCACGGCUUAUGCGGUCUAGGGAGGCGGAGCUUCCAGAGCAGCCUUCAAAGUAACCAAGGAGGACGCAGCCCGCGAAUUUGGACACAGCUAAAAGUGACAAUUUCGUAAACUUGGGGAGCAGUCCCAAAUAAUGGCAAACCUAUAAUUGGUAAAGAGGGGGACAUGAUGUCAUGGCGGCAGCUGGAGCUUCACCCCAGGAUCAUCAGCGCCCUCCACAAAGCUGGCGUCCGAUCCGUCAGAGACGCGCUGUGCAUGUCAGGUCCAGACCUGCAGAGACUCACCUCCCUGUCGGCCUCAGAUGUCCGGCGGCUACUAACAGCCGCCGCUCUGCUCUGCAGGCCCCGCCGCCCGCUACCAGUUCUCGUGGCGGACGAGUCCGGGCACAGACUGAGCCUGGGCUGUCCCGUGUUGGACGGGCUGCUGAGAGGCGGGCUUCCCGUAGGGGCCAUCACUGAGCUAUCUGGACAGAGUGGCGUCGGGAAGACCCAGCUGGCUCUGCAGCUCUGUCUCUCAGUGCAGUACCCGGUCUGUCAUGGCGGGCUGGACUCGGGAGCUGUGUUUGUGUGCACAGAAGACGUUUUCCCCAGCAGACGUCUGCAGCAGCUGAUCGGAGAACAACCGCAUCUUCGCACUGACGUCCCCCCGGACGUGACCAGCAGCCUUCGCUUCGGCGAUCGAGUUUACAUCGAGCAUGCUGCCGAUCUGGCGUCGCUGCAAUCGUGCCUGAAGCGUCGCGUCCGGCUUCUGCUGGCUCGCCGCCUGGUCCGCUUUGUGGCCGUGGAUUCGGUGGCGUCUCUCUUCAGGUCCGAGUUCGGGCUCGCCAAUUGGCCGGAGAGAAACAAACAGCUGCUGAUGCUCUCAUCCACGCUGCGCCACCUUUGCCACCAGUUUGAUUCUGCUGUGCUCUGCAUCAACCAGGUGACCGACAUCUUCAACAACUCAGAAGAAUUUAUGGGUCCUUCUUCCUCGAGCGUGUGCCCGGCGUUGGGCUUGGCGUGGGCCAACCAGGUGAUGGUUCGAUUGAUGAUGCGGCGUCUUCAGGGCACGGUGACCAAGGGCGAGCAGGGCAGCGCCCUCCGCAGGUUGGAUGUGGUGUUCGCACCUCACCUGGCCAGAGCCGGGCGGGACGCCGCUGUGUGGAGGGAGGGCGUCCGAGGACUGGAGGCCGCCGACGAGACGCCCAGCUGAUGUUUGCCACCUUUAUAGAUCACAACUACAAUUGAGCUGUACUUUUAU
This is a messenger RNA of Syngnathus acus (greater pipefish), 1264 nucleotides long. RefSeq names its product X-ray repair complementing defective repair in Chinese hamster cells 3 (gene xrcc3). NCBI's taxonomy places the organism in Eukaryota, Metazoa, Chordata, Actinopteri, Syngnathiformes, Syngnathidae. Bases 191 to 1216 code for a protein of 341 amino acids. Gene Ontology annotation, biological process: double-strand break repair via synthesis-dependent strand annealing; resolution of mitotic recombination intermediates; t-circle formation. The record is from RefSeq and is a predicted model, not a curated record. The transcript is spliced from 7 exons. Gene Ontology annotation, cellular component: replication fork; Rad51C-XRCC3 complex. Gene Ontology annotation, molecular function: ATP-dependent DNA damage sensor activity; ATP binding; four-way junction DNA binding.